AUGCUGACGCAUGAAACUUCUGAUUCUGUUGAUAUUAACGCCUUCUCUGCUCAUGUGCUGACAACAAGUUUUCCAAAAUUAUUUCAAGGAGGUCUCGGGUUGUGCUCGAAAACAAAGGUGCAGCUAAUUCUAAAGGAAGACGUUAAGCCAGUUCAUUUACGCGCUCGACCGGUUGCUUUGGCAAUUCAAGAACAAGUCGGUGCGGAGCUUGAUCGUCUUGUGGCAAGUGGCGGUAUUACGCCGGUUGAUUCAUCUGACUGGACUGCUCUGAUCGUGAUUGAGUACUUCAAAACAGAAAAUUUUGGCCAAGCCGAUGCGCUUUCUCGUUUUAUUGACCAGCAACGAUUGGAGGCAAUUGAUCCCGAAAUGGAAGAAGUCGUCGCUGCGGUGGAGGCGGGUGAACUUGAACUUCAGCAAUUAACUCAAGAAUCGCUUGGAUCGACUGAAGCGCAACAUCAGAUCAUCAGCGCAACAUCUUCCGAUCCAGUU
Molecule: messenger RNA, 489 nt
Organism: Gongylonema pulchrum
Lineage: Eukaryota; Metazoa; Nematoda; Chromadorea; Rhabditida; Gongylonematidae
Source: the annotation of a GenBank genome assembly